Molecule: messenger RNA, 1599 nt
Organism: Physcomitrium patens
Lineage: Eukaryota; Viridiplantae; Streptophyta; Bryopsida; Funariales; Funariaceae
Product: thiohydroximate-O-sulfate sulfur/sulfate-lyase (nitrile-forming) NSP2
Biological process (GO): nitrile biosynthetic process
Cellular component (GO): nucleus; cytosol
Molecular function (GO): enzyme regulator activity; protein binding
Source: RefSeq, a predicted model, not a curated record
UGUAGAUACAUAGAGAGCGAGAUACAUCACCUAGUGGUGGGAGAUAAUUCCUGAGGGAUGCUUUGGAGGAGUUGGGAGACGGAGGAAGCUGCAGGAUAUGCUUGCAUGUCGACAUGUUUUUUGUCGUCACUGGCACUGCUAAGCUUCUGGAUCCAUGGAAUCCAGAAUCACAGAUCUUCACGAGCAAGCUCGCAGCAACUUGUUGGCCAUAGACUAAAAAACUUUAUUGACUAGCCGAAAUUCUUCGUCGAAUUGGACGGCAAUCUGACCGAUCGACAUCUGCUGAGCAUGGCGACAAGCUUGAGAGUGAAGUGGCGCGAGGUGACACAGCCUGCUGGGGCACCAGUGGCUCGAAGCUCGCACGCGGUAGCCGUGGUGGGGAAGAAGGCGUACGUGUUCGGAGGGGAAUUUGAGCCUAGGGUGCCCUUGGACAAUGACGUCCAUGUCUUCGACCUCGAGACGCAGCAAUGGUGUGUCAUGGAGACGUCCGGCGACAAGCCUUCGCCGCGUGUGGGUGUGGGCAUGGCAGCCGUGGACAGCAUAGUGUAUAUUUUUGCUGGUAGGAACAAGGAUCACGAGGAAUUGAAUGAAUUCUACGCCCUCGACACCACUAACGGUGUUUGGAAGCUGCUUUCGUCUGGCUCCGAAAGCCCACCUCACAGGAGCUACCACGCCGUCGCAGCACACGAGCACAGGAAACAAGUGUUCACAUUCGGCGGAUGCGGAAAAAACGGCCGCCUCAACGACCUGUGGUGCUUCGACAUCGCCAAUGGCGUGUGGGAGCAGCUGCCGUCCCCUACCCCCGAGAGCAACCUCAUACCACGCGGUGGCCCAGGUUUAGUGGCAGUCCGCGACCAUGUAUGGAUAAUCUUCGGCUUUUGCGGCCACGAACUUUCAGACAUACACCGCUUCAACCUCGAUGAGCAGACUUGGGAGGAAGUCCAAUGCACGGGGGAGAAACCCACGGGGCGCAGCGUCUUCGGCACUGCCACCAUUGGCAGCAAGAUCGUGCUGUAUGGUGGUGAAGUUGAUCCUAGCGACCAGGGGCACAUGGGAGCCGGGGCAUUCUCCAGCGAGGUGCUGGUGCUUGACGCAUAUCACCUCUCAUGGAGCCGUCCGGAUGUGAGUGUGGAGGGUGAGCGGGAUCCAGGCGCGAGAGGCUGGUACGCCGCAGCCGCAUUCGGAAACUCCAUGCUGGUGUAUGGAGGCAACUCCGAUUCCAAUGACCGCCUCGACGAUAUCUUUGUGCUCUCCCUCGAAGAAUGAGGGUCACGGUCUGGGAGAAUCGUCGAGCUCUAGCAUCUUGUCGUCGAGAUCAGUGCCGAAAUCCAGUUGUCGACUUUUGAAGUGUCCGAUGUGUGACCCAAUCCACCCAAUCAUGGGUUCCUUUAUUGAUCGGUGGGGUAUUGGUCCUAUUCCAAUACCUAAUGGCCCAGCACUCAUCCAUCUGAAUCCUCGAAGUAUUUUGUCAGCGUUUUUUAUGUUGAAAUAGGAAGUUCGUCUUCAUAUUGUUGGAUAUCUUCUCGGGAUGCAUCCACUCAUGUAAUUACUGCAAAUCAAAUAAUCAGAAAAUGAAAAAUGAAAAAAAAAAAAAAAAAA